CCGGAGCCGGAGCCGGAGCCGGAGCUGGAGCCGGCGCCGGCGCCGGAGCCGGAGCCGGAGCUGGAGCCGGCGCCGGAGCCGGCGGGCGCGGGGCUGGGGGAGGCGGGCGCGGAGCAGCGGGACCCGCGGGUGCGCUGCUGCUCGCGGCGCGGGCUGGGCGCGGUGCUGGAGCUGUGCGCGCCCUUCGUGCGGGCCCUGGCGCAGGGACAGCCCGGCGGGGCCGCCGCCGAGGCAGACGCGCUCUGGAACUUCGAGGCAGCGGUGCGGGAGAACGUCACCAUUAACGGGCAGCACUGGGAGGAGGCCUCGGAUGACUCCCGGCUGCAGAGCGAUUCUAAUAUUCAAAUCCUGGAGGAUCAAUUUGAUGAAUUAAUAGUCGAGACAGCAAUUAGGCGUAAACAGUGGCCUAAAAAGAUCCUGGUGCAUGCUGUCGAAACCAUGAAAGCAGAGCAAGAGAUGCUGAAGCUCUACCAGCCUGUGGUAAAACCAGCAGACAUAAGACCUCAGCCUUCUCAAGAUGCUUACAUCGCAGAUCUGAAGCAGGCGACAGAGGUGGCAUCCAAACAGAUCAGCGAAGCAAUGCAGUCUAUUCCAGCACUCAUAGAAAAAGCAGAAGGUUUUUCCCAAGCAUUGACUUUGCAACCAACCUUGGAACUCUGCAAGCUGCGGCAAGAAGUCUUUUCUGGUUUCAAGGAGAAGGAGGAAAACAAUGCCCAAAAUUCAGUGCCACCAGGAGAAGUCACACCAACAGGAACUGUUUGCAGUAAAAAUCCUUAUGUUUUGCUGAAAAGAAGAAAAGCUGCAGAUUCCCCCGAGAGAAAGCGCUACCCACUGCGGCGGAGGAAGAUCACUCUGAGUGCAUGAAUUUCUCAUUUUGUGUUUUCACAUUGGAAUCUCAGUUGUACUUUUGUUCCAUGUGUUCCAUCUUUUUUCUUAGAACUCAUCUCCCCUCAGUGGGAGCUUCUUUAUAUUAUAUAAAUAUAUAAUAUUUAAUAUAUAUAUAUAUAUAAUAUACAUGGGAGCUUCUUUAAUUAGUGUUUGAUUUCUUAAAUUUUUCUACUUUUGGUGGCAUGCGGAUGGUGUAUGGUACAUGUACCAGUAGCAUCCAAUAUCCAGCAAGUGUAUUUGCCAUUUAACUCAUUUUUUGCUCUUAUAUUGCAGUUUUUAGCUUGAGUCCUUGUGCUUCUCAGAGUUUGUGUGCAUGCUUUAUGUAUGUGGGCAGUCUUUUAGGAAACCACUAACUGCUCAUUUACAUUAAGCAUGUCUCUAAAGAGUUGGAGAAUGUCUAAUUCUCCUAAUGCACCUUCAUUGAUUACUGAGGCAUGUGGCUUUUAUAUUAAGGAAUUAAUUGACACUGCAGCAUAUUGAAAUGACCAGAUUUGGUGCGAUGUUGGAGUUUUAAGGAAGUCCAUGCACACAUGUGACAUUAGUCCUUGCUAUUCUACCUUUCCUGAAUGUAGGUCAUUUAGGCUUAUUUAUAGUCAUGUUUGUUGAAACUUGGAUUUUUAAUAAUUGUAUGUAUUUACUUGCAGCGUGCUCUUCUGAACACGAAUUCAACCAUCAACAUCUUAGGGUCUGAUAUAUCAUUUCAUGUAAUCCAAUUAUGCACCUGGGGAUUUCCUGAGCAAUAUUUCUACCCAAGAAAGGAUCUUGACUUGGGUUAUGUUUGCAUCUGUGUUGUUUGACUAAAAUUUAAAGAUCAAUAGAGGCUACCAGUUAAUGGUAUUCACUUGAGCUAGCUUAAUUUUGUUUUCUUUACUCAUUAGUGCCUAGGAGGUUGCAAAUUAGUACUAAAUUGAGCAUUGUGCCUUGAACAUUUAUAACUUUUUCUAGUUUAUGGUUGCAUGUGCCUGCAGUAAAUACUCCUGACUAGUAUGUAACAUAUUUGUUACACAGUAAAUGGAGGGGGGUUUUAGAAGCUUUGUUAAUGACAUGUUUGGUGCUAAGAAGACAGGUCCAACCUAAUGUCUAAGAGACUGAGAGUUCUCAAGAAAACAGAUUUUAGCAUCAUUUAUUUUGUAAAAGUGAGCAUCUGUACUGAUACUUUGUAUAUGUAAUCAUAUGUAAAUAUUUUUCCUGACCUUGUAUAUACAAAUGUGUGUUUUUAUAUGAACUAAAUUAAAUCAAUUAAGGAAGAUCAGAGCUUCAGAUAACAUUGUCAGUUCUAAUCCUGGAAUGGAUGGUGGCUGAGCAGUGAGCCUACUUCAGAGGACAUCUGUGUUAAAUUCUGGCUUGAGUAAC
Messenger RNA from Motacilla alba alba, 2241 nucleotides. RefSeq names its product NSL1 component of MIS12 kinetochore complex (gene NSL1). Gene Ontology annotation, cellular component: MIS12/MIND type complex; kinetochore. Lineage: Eukaryota; Metazoa; Chordata; Aves; Passeriformes; Motacillidae. The transcript is spliced from 6 exons. Gene Ontology annotation, biological process: mitotic sister chromatid segregation. The annotation marks the transcript as partial. The record is from RefSeq and is a predicted model, not a curated record.